Molecule: messenger RNA, 1534 nt
Organism: Megalobrama amblycephala (Wuchang bream)
Lineage: Eukaryota; Metazoa; Chordata; Actinopteri; Cypriniformes; Xenocyprididae
Gene: tomm34
Product: translocase of outer mitochondrial membrane 34
Exons: 7
Coding region: 1-918 (305 amino acids)
Cellular component (GO): mitochondrion; cytosol
Molecular function (GO): heat shock protein binding
Source: RefSeq, a predicted model, not a curated record
AUGCCUCAGAAGCGGCGCUCGCAGUCGUGGACGGAACUCAAACAAGCCGGUAACGAGUGUUUCAGAGCGGGUCAGUAUGGAGAAGCUGUGACCCACUACAGCCAAUCCAUCCUGCAGCUGGAGAAGUCUGGUCAGAAGAAAAAGGAAGAUCUGGCUAUUUUGUACUCCAACAGGGCCGCCAGUUACCUGAAAGACGGAAACUGCAAUGAAUGCAUUAAAGACUGCACAGAGUCUCUUGAAUUGGUUCCUUUUGGAUUUAAAGCUCUGCUUCGCCGGGCGUCAGCUUACGAAGCCAUGGAGAGAUACAGACAGGCUUAUGUGGACUACAAAACUGUUUUACAGAUAGACUGCAACAUACCAGCUGCUCACGAUGGCGUCAACAGAAUGACCAAGGCUUUGACGGAUAUAGACGGACCAUCUUGGCGAGAGAAACUGCCUCCGAUUCCCACCGUUCCAAUGUCUGUGAAAGAAAGCCUAGCGCAAGCCACCAACUCGGCCUCUAACUCACAACAGAACGGAGUGAUUGACAACAAGAAAAAAGCACCAGGACCUGAAGCUGUUAAAAAGGCCAAAACUCUAAAAGAAGAAGGCAAUGCAUUUGUGAAGAAGGGCGAACACAAGAAAGCCGUGGAGAAGUACACACAGUCGCUCAGUCAGGACCCCACAGAAGUCACAACCUACACAAACAGGGCUCUCUGCUACCUGUCGUUAAAGAUGUAUAAAGAAGCUAUUAGCGACUGUGAUGAGGCUCUUCUAUUGGAUUCUGCCAACAUUAAGGGAUUUUACCGACGUGCCCAAGCAUACAAGGAACUUAAAAACAAGAAGUCUUGUAUUGAAGACCUCAACAACGUGCUUAAAAUCGAGCCAAAUAACGCAGCAGCACAGAAACUCCUGCAUGAAGUACAGAAGAUGAAAUAACAGUGAUUGUAAAGUGGACAUGAGGAAACUUUCCCCAAGUGCCUCGAGUUGAUUUGCUGCUCAAAGCUGCAACGUUUGCUACAAAUUUCUGCUCAUCCUUCAGAUAUGCACAUCAUAAUGUUAUUUAAAAAAAUAGGAAAUAGUUUUGAGUGUUCAUGUUCAUAUAGGCACAUUUGACUGGGUGUAUAACUGUCAUUAAAAUGGCAAUCGGGUUUCCUUUUGAAACUCCAAUCUUGUGUUUGUUUGGUCAGACUUGUUCUGGUUGUUAAAUUAGUCAGUCACUAAUCGAAUCUGAUGUUGAUUUGGCAUGUGAUUUUAAUGUCUUUUUCAUUACACAUUUAACUGACAAUUUCCACAUAAUACACUCAGUUUUAGGGCUGUAUUUUCUACAAAAUGUGUUCAUGUUUUACACUUACCUUUAGUCUUUUCCAGAGAAAGUACUCCGAUGUGUUGUAUUGUUGUGGGUUAAUUACUGUCAAAACCAUUUAAUGUUUAUAUACAUUUGUAAAGACUUGACACCUGUAUUUAUUGAUGCCAUUUUCCAUCAAAACAAUGUAAACGGGUCUUUAAUUUAAAGAAAGUAAUGAAUCUGAUAAUAAAGGACAAUGUUCAGUAA